Protomyces lactucae-debilis is the source of this 721-nucleotide messenger RNA. RefSeq lists its product as uncharacterized. The transcript has 3 exons. NCBI's taxonomy places the organism in Eukaryota, Fungi, Ascomycota, Taphrinomycetes, Taphrinales, Protomycetaceae. The record is from RefSeq and is a predicted model, not a curated record. Gene Ontology annotation, molecular function: cyclin-dependent protein serine/threonine kinase regulator activity. Gene Ontology annotation, cellular component: nucleus. The coding region runs from base 35 to 721 and encodes 228 amino acids. Gene Ontology annotation, biological process: regulation of transcription by RNA polymerase II.
CUCAAAAUCUCUGUCUAUUUGCCACGUAACCGACAUGUCUUCCCAGUCGUUGCUGUUGCUACUCAGCUCACAGCUACGUAUGACGGAGCAUGCAACAGCGCUCGCACUCUGCUACUUGCACAAGCUCCAAAAGCACCAUACAAGCGCAUCGGAGCGUCUACUUGACGAUGCUACUGCUGCACUUGCUUGUCUCUCGCUCGCUUCAAAGAUGGCUGAGCAACCAAGACGCCUGAGUGAGAUUCUCCUCCCUGCACACACUCAUCUACAGCCAGACAAAGCACCAUUGACCAUUCCAUCAACGGAAUACGAUACACUCCGUGCAUCCCUCGUCAAUGCUGAACUCCUGCUACUCCGAGUCAUUCAAUUUGAUUGUCGACAAGCAACACCGUUUGAGUUUCUACCAAGAUUAUUGAAGCGUGCCGUCUUGUUUGAGACGACACACGCACCGAAGCAGCGUGGUGAAGGGACGUGUCGUGCCGAGGAAACACCACUUGGCUUACUAGCACGCACACUAUGUCUUGAAGGAUUGCAAUCACGACAGGUUGCAUUGUUCUUUACAGCCAAGACAAUUGCUGCUGCUGCCAUCUUGCGAGCACUAGGUCGUAUGCAUAUUGAUCUCGUUCAUGGCAGUCGUGACCCACGAGCUCAGAUGGCGUUUGUUGCUGAUGCGUGUAAGCUUGACCUCAUCGACGUUCAAGAAUGUGUGGAGGCAUUCCCUUGA